AUGACAAGGACAUUACUGCGCUUGGAACACUUUGCGGAAGCCCAUUCUAGCUUGUAUAAUAAGUAUCCAGAAGAGAGGUUUAUCGGAAGAUUCGAGUUUCUGAACGAGAUGGUUUUGAUCCGUGACUUGGAACUCGUUAAGCAGAUAACUAUUAAAGACAUCGAUUACUUCCUUGACCACCGUUCCUUCUUUAGUGAGACUCAGUCCUUUUUUGCUAGAAAUCUGUUCUCUAUGAAAGGACAAGAAUGGAAAGAUAUGCGUUCCACAUUGAGUCCGGCGUUCACCAGUUCCAAGAUACGUUUGAUGGUACCAUUCAUGGUUGAAGUUGGAGACCAGAUGAUUGCAAUGCUUAAAUCGAAGAUAAAAAACUCAAACAAGGAUUAUAUUAAUGUUGACUGCAAGGACCUUACUACUCGAUACGCGAAUGACGUCAUAGCUUCCUGCGCCUUUGGCUUGAAGGUCAAUUCUCUAAUAGACAAGGACAAUGAAUUUUAUGUACGAGGGAAGGAGACUUCAAUAUUCAGUUUUCGCCAGAUUCUGAUGUUUUUCCUGAUAAUGAACUUACCUACGGUGGCUAAGAUCUUCAAUUGGGAUUUCAUGUCGCAGGCGACGAAGGAUUUCUUUAGAAACUUGAUUUUAGGUACAAUGGAAGAGCGAGAGCUAAAAAAUAUUACUAGACACGAUAUGAUCCAUUUACUUAUGGAAGCUAGGAAAGGAAGUCUAAAACAUGAGAAUGUUAAAACGAAGGAUGACGCUGCAGGAUUUGCUACAGUUGAGGAAUCUGCAGUGGGCGUAAAGGAAAUCAACAGAGUAUGGACAGAUGACGACAUAAUAGCUCAGGCUGUGCUAUUUUUCGUCGCUGGUUUCGAAACUGCUUCUUCUGGAAUGUGUUUCCUUCUCUACGAGUUGGCUGUUAAUCCCGACAUCCAAGAUCGUUUAGCAAAAGAGAUUCGGGAUCACAACGUCAAGAACGGUGGCAAGUUUGACUUCAAUUCUAUACAGAAUAUGAAGUAUUUGGACAUGGUCGUAUCAGAACUGUUAAGGUUGUGGCCACCAGGUGUGGCUCUAGACAGACAGUGCACCAAAGAUUAUAAUCUGGGUAGACCUAACAAGAAUGCCGAAAAAGAUUUUAUUGUUCGUAAAGGGACAGGGAUUACCAUCCCAGUAUACGCCUUCCACCGUGACCCAAAGUUCUUCUCCAAUCCUGAAAAAUUCGACCCUGAACGCUUUUCUGAGGAGAACAAACAUAAGAUUAAUCCGUUUGCGUAUAUGCCUUUUGGUAUUGGACCAAGGAAUUGUUUGGGAUCGAGAUUUGCUCUGUGCGAAAUGAAAGCCAUCACAUACCAGCUCUUGCUACACAUGGAGAUAUCACCGAAUCGACAAGAACCUCAAGUUAUACAUACAGAAUAUAUUUUAUCCCUGAAGUAG
Arctia plantaginis is the source of this 1428-nucleotide messenger RNA. NCBI's taxonomy places the organism in Eukaryota, Metazoa, Arthropoda, Insecta, Lepidoptera, Erebidae. The record is from the annotation of a GenBank genome assembly.